AUUCUGUUUAUAAUUUAAAGAAGAUUGGAUGAUGUGCUAGUUGAAUUUCAGUGAAAGAAAGGAAGGGUCUGAUCCAAGUCAAAUACUCUGCCAGCCUAAACCUGAAUAUUCUACAGCUGAAACUAGAAGAUGUCUUGGAAAAGAAAUUACUUUUCCGUGGGUCGGGGGAAUGUACAGGGCAUGUUUACUCCACGAAAUACAACCUCAAUAGCACCCAGUAAAGGUCUCAGCAAUGAACCAGGACAGAACAGUUGCUUCCUGAAUAGCGCACUACAGGUUCUCUGGCACCUGGACAUUUUUCGGCGCAGUUUUCGGCAAAUCACAACGCACAAAUGUAUGGGAGAUUCUUGCAUCUUCUGUGCUCUUAAGAGUAUCUUCAACCAGUUUCAAUGUAGCAGUGAGAAGGUACUGCCUUCUGAUGCCCUGCGCACUGCUCUUGCAAAGACAUUUCAGGAUGAGCAACGCUUCCAGCUGGGCAUCAUGGAUGAUGCUGCUGAAUGUUUUGAAAACCUGUUAAUGCGAAUUCACUUCCACAUUGCAGAUGAGACAAAGGAAGAUAUUUGCACUGCACCACAUUGCGUUUCCCAUCAGAAGUUUGCAAUGACCUUGUUUGAACAGUGUGUUUGUACCAGCUGUGGUGCCACCUCUGACCCACUACCUUUCAUCCAGAUGGUACAUUAUAUUUCCACAACCUCACUCUGCAAUCAAGCUAUCUGUAUGCUGGAGAGACGAGAGAAACCCACUCCAGAUAUGUUUGGAGAGCUACUACAGAAUGCCAGCACGAUGGGAGACCUACGAAAUUGUCCAAGUAACUGUGGGGAAAAGAUCCGUAUUCGUCGCGUGCUGAUGAACUCUCCACAGAUCAUCACCAUUGGCUUAGUCUGGGACUCUGACCACUCUGACCUGGCUGAGGAUGUGAUUCACAGUCUGGGCACUUGCCUUAAACUGGGAGAUCUCUUCUUCAGAGUAACUGAUGACAGAGCAAAACACUCUGAGCUGUAUUUGGUGGGAAUGAUCUGUUACUAUGGAAAACACUAUUCUACAUUCUUCUUCCAAACUAAAAUCCGCAAGUGGAUGUACUUUGAUGAUGCUCAUGUCAAAGAGAUUGGUCCAAAAUGGAAAGAUGUUGUGACAAAGUGCAUUAAAGGUCACUAUCAGCCUUUGCUGCUGCUGUAUGCAGAUCCAAGAGGAACUCCAGUGUCAACACAAGACUUGCCCCCUCAAGUGGAUUUACAGCAGUAUAGCAGGACUUGUUAUGAUAGUGAAGACUCGGGGAGAGAACCUUCCAUAUCGAGUGAUACCAGGACAGAUUCCUCUACAGACAGCUAUCCUUAUAAACAGGCGCACCAUGAGUCUGUGGUCAGUCACUUCUCCUCUGACUCCCAGGGGACAGUCAUCUACAAUGUGGAGAAUGAUGCAGCUUCACAAAGCAGCAGGGACACAGGGCACCUGACUGAUAGUGAGUGCAAUCAGAGGCACGUUUCCAAAAAGGGCUCGCUGGCAGACCGCAAGAGGAGUUCUAGCCGUUCCCGGCGAAAAGGAGAUGAGGCUCCGUCAUCAGGAUACCAUAGUGAAGGAGAAACCUUGAAGGAGAAACAAGCCCCCCGAACUGCCUCCAAACCAUCCAGCAGCACCAGCAGGCUGAGGGAAUUUAAAGAGACAGUGAGCAAUAUGAUCCACAGCAGACCACAGCAGAUUUCUCACACCAUCCAGAAUUCCCCUCGUGGAGGGAGUAGUGUGGAUCAGACAGAAACACGACCCUCAAAAAGCCUAUCUGCACACUGCCGAGACUGGGAAGUGGAGAGUACCAGUAGUGAGUCUAAAUCUAGUUCAUCGAGCAGGUACCGGCCAACCUGGAGACCCAGAAGAGAGUCUCUGAAUAUAGACAGCAUCUUCAGUAAAGACAAGAGGAAACAUUGUGGCUACACUCAGCUUAGCCCCUUCUCUGAAGAAGCAGGUAAAGAGCUUACUGAGAAUGAGGUGAAGGAACACACUGUUCAAGAAAUAAGAUCAAGCCAGUCAAAUGUCAGAUACAAGCGUGGUAUGCUAGGCCGGGGCACCCAGCACCAUAUGGUGGAUCAGCAGCCUCAUCUAAUACAGAGGAUGGAGUCUGGCUAUGAAAGCAGUGAGCGCAACAGCAACAGCCCUGUUAGUCUGGACUUGCCUUUGUCUGAAAGCUCAAGUACCCACAGGGAUGUUCAUAUGAAGCGAGGAGGUGGACUGGUUCCUGCCUGGCGUAACAUCCCAAAGUCUCAUAGUAGCAGCAUCUUGGAAGUGGAGUCUACUUCAUCAAUUGGUAGCUGGGCACGCAGCCCACACACCGUUGGUAAGAUACACUUCCCUGGUGAGGAGAUGUUUGGCCCUUUAAAGAGCGAACUGGACGAAUUGCAAGAGGAAGUGGCAAGGAGAGCACGUGAACAAGAACUACUCAGAAAAAGAGAAAAGGAAAUUGAGGCAGCAAUGGGCUUUAAUCCCCACCCCAGCAGGUUCAUGGAUCUAGAUGAACUGCAGAAUCAGGGGAGGAAUGAUGGCUUUGAGAAGUCGAUGCAGGAGGCAGACUCAAUCUUUGAAGAGUCGCUGAAUCAGGAGCAGAAGGGGGAUUGUGCUGCAGCUUUGGCUCUCUGUAACGAAGCUAUAUCUAAACUAAGACUUGCCAUGCAUGAUGCCAGCGCUAGCACUCACAGCAGAGCCCUAGUCGAUAAGAAGCUGCAAAUCAGUAUCCGAAAAGCCCGGAGCCUCCAGGAUCGCAUGCAGCACCAACAGCCAUCGCAGCCGCUGCCGCCGCCAACCUGCCACCCACCACAGGGCGGCACCAUGGCCCAGUCUACAAGUGAACAGACUGGCCCGCUCCAAGUACUGCUGAGCCAGGAGGUACCACUGGAACCCAACAAAGAAGUGGAAUUUGGGUCCAGUUCUUUCUUCCACCCACCUGCUUCCUGCCAUGAAUUGCACUCAUCAUUAUAUCCAGAGUCUUCCUCCUUGCCCCCUUGUGAAAGCAAUCCAUCCAACAGGAUCUCUCCAAACUUCCAGUCUGCUUCUGCUGAUUUUCAUGACCAAGUUCCCUCUUUUCCCUAUAGGCAAGGGUUGGCAGAGAGGUCUGCAAGAACUGAGAAUGAUGCCCACGGUAGUGUGGAAUUUGCUGACACCACAGCCACAGGGCCAAAAGACUAUAGGGAAUGCUGCAGAAGCAGCAAGUUAGAAGAGGUUCAUGACAUAAUGCCUAUUCUCACACCUCAGUACAAAUCCAAGACUAACACAGUAAACUCUGGGUCUUUGCCUACACUGUUUCCCUGUCCACAUCCACCACAACCAGCAUCUCCUGAAAAGGACAGCCAGCAAAGCCCCUGUUCCAAACUUGCAAGCUCUCCAGUGCAGCCCAGCAUUUAUCAUUCAGGGGCCUACCAUGCAAUGACCCCUACAAUUUCAUCCCCUACACAACAGUGCUCCUUGGAUCCUUUGCAGAAAACAAAUAAGUACUCCAGAGCAAACAGCCAUGAGGUUUUAUUACCCUCACAGGAUGAAUAUGGCACAGGAGAAGGUUGUAAAUCUGAGGCUUUUAGUACAAAGGGACAUGUUCGCUCCUUGGCAGAGCAGUUUCAGAAAAUGCAUGCAGUCUCCCAGAGAAAAGGUACUAAUGAAAAAGGCUGGAUUGCUGCAGUGUGUCAGGAUGAGAAGUCUCCAAAGUUGCCACAAAAAUCUUUCAUCAGCCCUUCAUCCUCUGGUCACAGACAGCUAAUCCAUCAAAACCAAGAAAACAAAAACCAGUCUUCUGAAAAGUUACACUCAACUGUGGAUAUUAGGGAUGUGGUAGUUUCUUUGGAGGGUUUUAGUGCCCAACAUGUUGCUUCUAAGAGUAUUUGUUCUCACAGUGAAGAGCUAUGUAGAAGAGGUGGACAGACUAUAGCAGACCCUGCACCCUACCUGGAAAGGCACUGUCAUGAUGGAGGAAUGAAGCAGGUGGAUGAUGGAGCUACUAGUAGCAUGGUUGCCUCUAUGCCUGUGGACCGUUGGGUGAAUAAUGUUACUAGGUGUUACAGUUCUCAGAAGGCUAAUAAGAAUACUGAAUGGCUUCCUGUACCUGGGAGGAAUCCACCCCUUUCUGAUCAGAGAGCAGUUGGAGAUGACUUGAGCAGGAUCCCAGUACAUCUGCAUCCACAGUGGAAUCAAGACACAGAACAGGAACUCUCAGAACUGGAAUCUCUCUAUCAGACUAGUCUGCAGGCAUCUCAGGCCACUAGGCCUUUCUUGGGAAGACAGGACAGUGCUAGGUAUCCAUUUGACCAAUCAGUCUCUGCGAACCUGAAUGUGAGGAAGCUGCAUGCUACCACUGGCAUGGGUCUCUCGAAAACCCCAACAGCAGAGAUCGAGCGCAGUCUGUCUGGAUCCGCUGUCUCUUCUGUCUCCAAGGUCACAUAUACCCGAGAACAUAGCAGGGAACCAGAAGAGGAGGAAAUGUACAGUGCAGAGAAUUUCCGUCGCAUCGCUCGCAGUCUCAGUGGGACAGUCAUCUCAAACAGAGAAGAGACCUUAGUCUCUUCUCAUAGUUUUGAAUCACCAAGUACAAGGAAAUUGCCAGUGGACACCAGCCACCGUUCUUCCAGCUCCACUUCCCUUCCUUUCCCCCAUGAUCCUCCUGUGUUUCCCUUUGAUCCCCAGCACAACCCAAACCACAUGCAGCACCUACCCCGUGAUGUACUGAUGCCCAGCAUGGUGGGCAAGGCACGUAAAGCGUCAGGAGAUCAGAAGAACAUCAUCCAGAAACUUUUGGUUGUGCCUGACAGGGGUGAAGCUUUCCAAGGUGAAGACUACCCAGGUGUGGCACUGAGCUAUGGGAGUCUCCCUUGUGCACUCAAAGGCACCCUUUCCCAGGGGCAAAAGCCUCUUGUUAAUCCACAUUUAGAAGGUGGAGCAUCAAGUGUCUCUGGCCAUUGGCUGAACACGAGCUACCCUGCCAGGCAUACAGCCACAUUACCAGAUAAACGAAUGACACUCUGGGGGAAACAUGCUGGCCAGCCAGGAAAGAGUUUACAUCAUCAAAUGCAUGAAUCUUAUGCCAUCGGUUGCAAGCUACCAGCCAGCACAGACUACAGCACUUUAAGAAUACCAUAUGAGCCUUCUUGGGAUCCUGGUGCCUCUCAAGGUUGUCCUGUGCCCCCUUCUUGCAUUAAAGCCCCGGGUCCAAGGAGAGUUGAUAUGCCCCCAGAAGAAGACUGGCGACAGAACAGCUACACCCCUCAGCCUGGCAGAAGGCGAAGGCUGCCAAUACAUGUGAUGGAUGGGACUUUCUCUUCUGCUUCAGAGGCACAAAGAAAUACGCUGGCUCCAGCAGCAGCAGCUGCUACUGGCACCAUGCAAAAUAAUGGCUGGUGA
Molecule: messenger RNA, 5370 nt
Organism: Nestor notabilis (Kea)
Lineage: Eukaryota; Metazoa; Chordata; Aves; Psittaciformes; Psittacidae
Gene: USP54
Product: ubiquitin specific peptidase 54
Exons: 22
Coding region: 130-5370 (1746 amino acids)
Biological process (GO): protein deubiquitination
Molecular function (GO): cysteine-type deubiquitinase activity
Source: RefSeq, a predicted model, not a curated record